This is a messenger RNA of Dinoponera quadriceps, 2241 nucleotides long. Its product is annotated as replication protein A 70 kDa DNA-binding subunit-like. Gene Ontology annotation, biological process: DNA replication. The transcript has 10 exons. Bases 616 to 1851 code for a protein of 411 amino acids. NCBI's taxonomy places the organism in Eukaryota, Metazoa, Arthropoda, Insecta, Hymenoptera, Formicidae. The record is from RefSeq and is a predicted model, not a curated record. Gene Ontology annotation, cellular component: nucleus. Gene Ontology annotation, molecular function: DNA binding.
ACUUGUGGUUGCACAACCGCGGUUUACACUCAUGCGCAUGAACGCUAGAUCAUGGUUAGCAAUCAAUAACCACCUAUGAUCAUCUGACAUUGCUGAGAGAGGCACGGCAAUUGAACACGCGUAUUAUUGUUGAAAUAUUUGCAAAAAGACUUUUCUAACUCUCUUAUUUAAUGCACAUUAAGUGAUGUCAAGCAACUUUAAAGCUUUACACUGAUGAUAAUUCUCCGGAACAACUAAUGGCACCGUGACGAAGCUGUGUCCGAUAGGUUAAUAAAAGAUUACAUAAAAAUAACAAGUUGGAUAUGACUCAAUCGGUAUCCACAGCAGAAUGUUGCUGUCACACCCUGUGAAAGGACAUAUUCACGAGUGCACAUUCACAAGUGAUAACAGAUAUUCAUGUGUUUUGGAGGGGAUAUCGAUAAGAGCUUGUUUGAUGCGUCAACUACGGCUGCAGUUAGUUCUCAAGGCUGAGAACAACAGUUGAAUUGCAACCACCAACGAAAAGACUCGAAGAUAGUGAAAGAUUUGUACUUCGCCACUGAGACUUUUUGAUUUUUUCAUAUUCGUCGAGACAACCGCCGAGAGUUUGAACUGCUUUGAUAAUAAUUUGCAGCUAUGGAUGAGCUAAGUAAAGGAACGUUAAACCAAAUUUUGAAUGGCCGAAACGUCGAGGAGCCGAUAUUUCAAUUAUUAAGUUACAAAAGACUGGCCGGCACUACUUCUGAUUGGUACAGAUUAAUUGUGUCCGAUGGAUUGAGAAUACACCAAUACACAAUGUUGUCCACUGAAUUAAAUUACUUAUUUGAAAACGGUAUUAUGACUAAAGAUGCAGUCUUUAAAGUAUUAAAUUACAAAGUGAGAUCGUUAAAUGAUGAAAUACAAACGUUAGUAAUAUUGGGUGGCAAAAUAUUAAAUCUCGGCAAUGAAGUUCAGCGUACAACAGGAAACCCGAUUGCCAACAAGCUCGAAACGAACAAUUCGCCAGUACAUCAUGAGGUGAUGAAAGAUACCAUAGAACCGAGUGCUUUGAGAGAUACAAAUAACUCCUCUUACAAAGGACCUAUUGUUCCAAUUAUAACAUUAAGCCCUAAAAAUAGGCAAGCAAUUAAAGCUCGCGCAAUCAGUAAAUCUCCGAUCAAAAAAUGGAGUAACAACAAGGGCAAACUGUUCUCCAUGCACCUGCUCGACGAUAGUGAUGAAAUUAGUUGUGUUGCAUUUAACAAAGAAUGCGAUAAGUUCCAUGGCAAAAUAGAGGAUAAGAAGGUAUACUAUAUCUCGAACUACGCGCUAAAAGAUAAGAAUCCACAGUACAACAAGUUGAAAAACAAGUACGAAAUAGUGAUCAACAACAAUACAAAAAUUGAAGAAUGUCACGAUGAUGCAACCAUUCCGUCGGUUCUCUUCAAUUUUUGCCCUAUCAGUGACGUGGAAAAUAAGCAGACAUGUGGUGAAAUCGAUGCCUUGGGCGUCAUUAUAAAGUCUAGCGAUGUGAAAUAUAUCGUAACGAAAACCGGUACAAAAUCAAUAAAGGAUAUCGUUAUCGUUGACGAUAGCCGACCACAUGGUGCCAAGAUGUGCGUUACACUUUGGGAACAGAGGGCACAAGAUUUCGAUUGUCCCAAUAAUACGAUUUUGGCCAUUAAGGGAGCACGUGUUGACGAAUUUAAUGGAAAGAAAUUGACCGUUAUAAGUUCAACUGUGAUCGAGAAAAACCCGGAUCUUCCCAAAGCAGACAAGACUUUUCAGAUUACGCAGCUGGUACGACGGAGGCGGCUAUUCAGAGGAUGCUGGAUCACUCUCCGGACGACAGUGGUGAUUUCAACACGCCGUUGCGCACCUCUUAGAAGAUGACUGAAGCGAAAAUGGACGAAAACCCGUAUUCAUCGAAUUUCUUUGCGGUAGUAGCGAAAAUUGAUUCAAUGGAUACAAAAGGUGUGCCCUAAAGAAAAAGAAAAUAAAGAAAGUAAAUUGAGCUUAUGUUUGCAUAUUUCGUAAAAUAAAUAGUUUCGCAUUCUUUUUCGCAUCUAUAAUUAUAUGUACCAAAGAUAAGUAUAAGUAGAAAAGAAAAUAUUUUAGAAAGAAAUUAAAAACUUUAAACACGGAAUGUCUAUUUCAUGUUGAACGAUGCAGGAACUAAUUUAAACAAUUUAUUAUUUUCGCUAAUUAUUUUUCAUCUCUGAUACAAUUGAUUUCGUCAUCUUUGCUAAAGUAUCUUAUGAAUGUAAUUAUAGUCAUUGCGAU